This is a messenger RNA of Cucumis sativus (cucumber), 1277 nucleotides long. RefSeq names its product alpha N-terminal protein methyltransferase 1. The record is from RefSeq and is a predicted model, not a curated record. NCBI's taxonomy places the organism in Eukaryota, Viridiplantae, Streptophyta, Magnoliopsida, Cucurbitales, Cucurbitaceae. Bases 173 to 1000 code for a protein of 275 amino acids. Gene Ontology annotation, cellular component: cytoplasm. Gene Ontology annotation, biological process: N-terminal protein amino acid methylation. The transcript has 7 exons. Gene Ontology annotation, molecular function: methyltransferase activity.
GAAAAAGAUUUAGUUUUUAUUUUUCUUAGAUUUUGGAGUUUAAUUUGGUAAUGAGUUGCGGGAAGCAAAUCGGUGAGGCAAGGAGGGAAGAGAAAUCAGAGGAGUGCCACAAGAAGGGAGACGAGGGGCGGCUAAAGCAGAGUCAAAAGAGUUGGGCAGAAAUCAGUUGGGAAUGGAGGGGAGCGGUGCUGAUACAGACGGCCAUGAAUUCAAGAAUGCGGAGGAGAUGUGGAGGGAACAUGUUGGAAACCCCACUAAGCGCACAGAAUGGUAUCGUGAAGGUGUAGGCUAUUGGCAAGGUGUUGAGGCUUCUGUUGAUGGGGUGUUGGGCGGCUAUGGCCAUGUUAACGACGCCGAUAUAUUGGGUAGUGAAGUUUUUCUCAAAUCCAUUUUGGUCGAGCGUUUCUCUUUUGCUGGAAAAGACCGCCCCCUUGUUGCUCUUGAUUGUGGUUCUGGCAUUGGGAGAGUCACCAAGAAUCUUCUUAUUAAGUAUUUUAACGAGGUUGAUCUUCUUGAACCUGUAUCACAUUUCCUAGAGGCUGCUCGUGGAAACUUGGCUCCAGAAAAUAAUGGGCCCUCUGAUCUGCACAAAGCCACUAACUUCUUUUGCAUGCCUCUACAGGAAUUCACGCCAGAUGCAGGAAGAUAUGAUGUUAUUUGGGUUCAGUGGUGUAUUGGACAUCUCACUGACGAGGACUUUAUCUCGUUCUUUAAAAGAGCAAAGUUGGGCCUAAAAGCUGGCGGAAUUUUCAUCCUCAAGGAAAAUAUUGCAAGAUCUGGGUUUGUAUUAGAUAAAGAAGAUCGAAGCAUCACAAGAUCUGACUCCUACUAUAAAGAUCUAUUCAACCAGUGCGGACUCUACAUAUUUAAAUCAAGGGACCAAAAGGGAUUUCCCCAGGAAUUAUUUCCUGUGAAGAUGUACGCAUUAACUACAGAGGCCCCCAAGAGGAGUUCUCGCAUCAAAAGGGAACAAAGCAAUAGACCUGGCGUUAUCAAGUGAGGAGCUUCACCUCAUUUCUCUCCUUUCUGAAUGAGCCAGUAUCAAUCAAUAUAUACAUUUGUAGACGGGUACUUUUUAACCUUUUAUGUAGAUUGCAUGUCUGUGUAAGUACAUAUUAUCCCAAGAUUCUCGUAGAAUGUCAUCUUGUCUUCAAGUGAUAAGUAUGACCUACUUCCCUUAGUCUUUGUUAACACUCUGGCUUUGAUUGUCGAAUACUCCCGUUUUAAAGAUCUGAACAAAAGCAAAUUAGAAAACCCAAGUUUGUUUUAGAGAAUGA